GUAAGAGGACCCGCCCUGUGAAAGUCCUGCGCUCAGGGCAGGAGGAACAGACCAGGGUGGCAGUAGAAAUGUGGCCCGACAGGUCUGAUGGGAACACAGAGACGCACAGAGAAAGUCAAAAAGCCUGUCAGCCAGGUGGAUUCAGGAGCAGUCUUGCUGGAAUUACGAUAAUGACAUAGUUGUGUUUGUGUUACUGAGCACCUGAUCGUUUCACUGACUGAGAGGAAACCUUUGGGCCACUGUGGACUCCCACCACCACCGCCACCACCACCAGACUUGACAGAGUGGAAUUUCCCCUCCUCUUCCCUGGCUGGAGCCGGGGGCAGAUGGUCGCUCCGAGAGUUUAAGCAGAACUCAGGAAGGAGAGUGAGAGGAAGGGUGGGAGGAGGUUCGGAGAGGGAGAGGAAGACAAGCGAGGAGUAGACAGAAGAGGAAUCAUGCUUCGCUACGGUUCAGGACGAACUGUUUCCACCAUCACCACAACAGAGGACUCUCCAGAGUCUUCAAGUGAGAGGAGGAUCAGACGUCUCAGGUUAACUCUACAUGCAGGAGAUCAUGGAAACAAGGAGCAGCAAACUGCAAACUCAGACACAGCUGAGAAAGAGAAGGAUGUCAAUGGGGCAUGGAAGAAGAAGAAUGGGCUGAUCCAAAGAGAGAGGCCAGCUGGCAGGGAGUCACCUCAUCAGCACCCCAGAGACAUGACCAAUGGGGCGCCAGAGACCUCGCUGCAGCAACAUGGGCCCAAAGUGUACGGCGUUGUGCAGAGGACGAGCUCGGACAGACAGCAGGAGGUGAUGGCACGUGAGUGGACGGUCAAUCACCUUCAGGAUGAGAUGAAGUACAUCAAGGAGGUGAGAGAUUCUUUGGAAAAGGUGAGAGAGCGUAUGUACGGGCAGUUUGGAGGAAUGCAGCAAUCAAUGCAGAAGCUUUCACAGGAAAUCAGGGCUGCCAAUUCAAAUCGGAGGAGUCUGGAGUCGGAGGUGAAGAUCCGGACGUCAGCCAUGGAGAGCUUCGAUCAGAUGAACAGCUCCCUUAUAUCUGCUAACAUCAGCCUGCAGAAAUCCCUCCUGGAGAACUGUCAGAACAGAAUGGACAGGAGAGAUGAGUUGAAGAGUUUGCGGAGCACCUGUGAGAAAACACAAGAAAAACUCAGAGACAAGGAGAGGGAACUGGCUGCCGCACAGGCUGAAAACCAGACUUUGAGGCUACAGGUGGAGUCUUCUCGGGAGGCCAACACUCAAGCGCUGCAGGAGCUCUCUGCAAAGCUGCAACAGGAGUACGAGGAAAAGUUGCUAGAGGAACAACGGAAACACAGGGAGGAGAUUGAAAACCUACAGGCCCAACUCGAUGAGUACAUCAGGCGACUAGAGGAAGCAGAGAGUAACAUCAGGAUUGCCGAGGCCAAGAUUGCUGAACGGGACCAGAGGAUUAUUGAAGUGGAGCGUCUACUGGACUGUAUGGACAAGGAAAAGAGUCAACUCCAAAAGAAGCUGCAGGACAGUGAACAGCGUCUCCACAUGAUGGCGCAGACAGACCAAACUGAUGCAACUGUAGCCAAAAGGUCCAAAGAGCUGCAAUCUCAAACUGUGGAUCUCCGUGAGAGGAUCAAACACUUGAACGACAUGGUGUUCUGCCAGCAGAGGAAAGUCAAAGGAAUGAUUGAGGAGGUUGAAUCACUGCGAGCUCAAGUCGCUCAGAAGGAUAUGUUCAUCUCGGAGCUUCUGGACAGAAUUGCAAUAGUGGAGUGCGAGAAUAAUGAAUUAGACGACAAGCUGAAGUAUUUUAUGUCCACACAGAAUAGGCCGAGAGAAUUUCUGGAAAUCAGGGAGAUAGGAGUAGGCUGUGAUCUGCUCCACAGACAUGAAGCACAGAGGCAUGAUGUUGAACCUCCUGUUCAACGUGAACCAACUCAUCGCCAUCCCAUACAACAUCUGCCACCUUCUCAUCCUCCAUCACCACUGAAACUUCCACCAAUCACUGAACCUACAUCUCCCACUGAACUUCCAUCUCCCACUGAACCACCAUCUCCCACUGAACCUCCAUCACCCACUGAGCCUCCAUCACCCACUGAGCCUCCAUCACCCACACAACCUCCAUCCCCUCCCAGUCAACAUCCAUUCCUCUACCUAACAAGACCCACCCAACCAAGGACGUUCCAUUCUAAUAACCUUCCACCCAGCAGGCUGGAGUCCAGUUUACUGAGGUACACUCCUAUCCAGUACACCCGCUUCCUGCAGUCCAGCCCCUUACCGAGCGGGACAUUCCCCUAUACCCAUCCGUCUGAAUCGGAGCCUGCAGACCGGUCCGGCAGAGAUGAGGUGGAUGCAGAAACAAACACACGAUCAAGUACAGAGGAAUCCACUUCAUCCCUGUCCUCUUCUCAACCAAGAUCAAGAGCCCCGCAAGUUUGUACACCUUUCAUGAAACUCAUGGAAGUAACAGCAAAGAUAAACAUAGAGAGAUCUCUAACAGGGAUGUCCUCGUCGCGGACAGAGCGCCAGGGAGAGGUGGGAGACCUGAGAGUCCAAAGAAAAGAAGAGCUCCAAGAACUGCUCCAGAGACAGGAAAAGAUACUUUCUAACAAGAGGUUGUUACAGACUCUUCCUGACAAAGGGAAAAAGAUAAAAGAAUUUACAGAGAAAGUGCGCCUUGCCAUCGAGCACAAAGAUGAAGAGGAGAGGAGACAGAGCUUGGUGUUUGCUGCCAGGACAGAGUUACAAUCAAAGUACCAGCAGGCCUUCACUAUGCAACGAUGUGCUAUCAACACACCAGCAGCCCCACACCAAAACAUGCAAAAUGAGGCUGCUGCAGACAAUGCAAUGCAGGACACCUCACCUGUCUCAGCUGAUGUGCAGGAAAACAACACUUUGGACAAGGAACAGGACCCGUUUGUCUCCAAAACGGCUGCUGGUGAAACCAUGGAGACGGCCGCUGCUGGGGCCUCUCUGAACUGUGAUGAGAUAAAAGAGACUGACCUUGUGGAGGCCUUGGAAAGGGUCAGACUGUCUGAAACUAGUGCUGGUUUCAGUAGCGAGUCCAAAGAUUCAUUUAACAGCACAGCAAGAGACAACUACUUUCUCAGAAAGCAGAUACGAAAACAGCCUCACUAUGUAACUGUCCUGGAAGAAACUGAGAGCACUCCCAGGAAGCAAAAAUUCAAACCAAAUCAGCUGCCCCACCGAAAUGACACCCCUCUAUCAGGAUCCUCAUCACCCAGCCAGUCUUCUGAAGGCUCAUCACCGCUCUCUGCACAGACCAGGAAGGAGAGGGACAGAAAACACCUGGAUGACAUCACAGCAGCCAGACUCCCUCCUCUUCACCACAAUCCGGCCCAGCUUCUAUCUCUGGAAGAGUCGGCCGUCCUCCUGGAGGAGCAAACCAAGAAGCAGCACGAGUUGCAGGCCAAGCUGGCAGCCCAGAAACUGUCUGAGGGAUUGAAGCUCUCUAUGGGGAGCUACACUCCUGACCGUGGCCCCAUGGCUGCCUACAGAGAGGUUCACGAUGAAGGAGCCCAGCUCUCCUCAGAGGAGGACUGA
Molecule: messenger RNA, 3536 nt
Organism: Micropterus salmoides (largemouth bass)
Lineage: Eukaryota; Metazoa; Chordata; Actinopteri; Centrarchiformes; Centrarchidae
Gene: polr2m
Product: RNA polymerase II subunit M
Exons: 18
Coding region: 438-3536 (1032 amino acids)
Biological process (GO): transcription elongation by RNA polymerase II; intracellular signal transduction
Cellular component (GO): intracellular anatomical structure; nucleus
Molecular function (GO): transcription elongation factor activity
Source: RefSeq, a predicted model, not a curated record